GCAGGCUCGCGGGAUGAUGAUGAUGCCUGUGAGAAGGGGGGUAGAACUCGGAGCGCACGUCUCUCGCGCUGCGCACACACGCGCGGCAAAAGUGAAGUGAAAAUGCUUCUUCCCUCCCUCCCGACAGCCCACCUCGUAAGCCGUUCACUUCUUCUUGUUCUCGUCCUCCUCCUACUAGCGCGCCGAGUUGUCCCCUUCCCUGGUUUACUGGAGGAACUUGCGCCGCUCGGCUCGUCCGGCUCGGCGGAGUCGAGAGGAGGCGCCGGCGGAGACCCGAAGCGCCGUCAGCCCCGCGGCGCGCCCGUGGAGAGCUCCGCGCCGGCAUGGGCGCGCUGACAAAGGGACGUUACCUCUCCGCGAUGGGCCUCCUGCUCCUGGUUUACUGCACGGUGUCAGUGGUCUCCAAAGGUGCCACAGGGGACGCUCAGCCUGACGCCUUACCCUCUGUGCAAGGCACGCUGCCACACUUCAUCCAGGAGCCGGAGGACGCCUACAUCGUCAAGAGCAACCCCAUCAAGCUGCGGUGUCGAGCCGCGCCCGCCCUGCAGAUCUUCUUCAAGUGCAACGGGGAAUGGGUGCACCAGAAUGAGCACCUCUCCCAGGAGUAUAAGGACCUCAACACCGGGCUGAAGGUGCGUGAGGUGAUGAUAAAUGUGUCCCGUCAGCAGGUGGAGGAUUUCCACGGCCCGGAGGACUACUGGUGCCUCUGUGUGGCUUGGAGCCACCUGGGCACCUCCAAGAGCCGCAAGGCCACGGCCCGCAUCGCCUACCUGAGGAAAAACUUUGAGCAGGACCCCCAGGGGAAGGAGGUGCCAAUCAACGGGAUGAUCGUCCUGCACUGUCGCCCUCCGGAGGGAGUGCCCGUGGCGGAGGUGGAAUGGCUGAAAAACGAAGAGCUGCUGAGCUCUCUGACCGACGACAACAUCGACACCCGCGCCGACCACAACCUCAUCAUCCACGAGGCUCGGCUGUCCGACUCGGGGAACUACACCUGUCUGGCCAGCAACAUCGUGGCCAAGAGACGCAGCGCCACCGCCGCCGUCAUCGUCUUCGUGAACGGCGGCUGGUCCUUGUGGACGGAGUGGUCGCCCUGCAACGUGCCGUGUGGGCGGGGUGUCCAGAAGCGAUCUCGAACUUGCACCAACCCGGCGCCUCUCAACGGCGGGGCCUUCUGCGAGGGCAUGUCAGUACAGAAGAUCAGCUGCAACGCACUCUGCCCAAUCGAUGGCGGCUGGGACGAGUGGAGCGAAUGGACCGCAUGCAGCAGCCAGUGCGAGAGGCUGCGGGGCCGGGAGUGCAGCUCCCCGCCACCCAGACACCGGGGGAAGAUGUGCGAGGGGAACAGCGAGGCCACCGAGAACUGCACAGACGGACUGUGUACCCAGAAUCGAAAGCUGCUACAUGACGUUAAACCUCAAAGUGUGGACGGCUCCAAUGACGUCGCUCUGUACUCGGGCCUGGGAGCCGGCGUCAUCGCCGUGGCGAUCCUCGUGGUGGCCGUCAUGCUGUACAGGAAGAACCACAGCGAGUACGGCGUGGAUGUCAUCGACUCCUCCGCGCUCACGGGGGGGUUCCAGUCUUUCAACUUCAAGACCACCAGACAAGGAAACCCUCUGCUGCUCAACUCCUCCAUGCAGCCCGACCUGACGGUGGGCCGGGCCUACAGCACGCCCCUCUGCUUCCAGGACGGCGCCGACAAAGACCUCUUCGACCCCCUGCCGGACAUCAAGGUCAAAGUUCAGAGCUCCUUCAUGGUUUCGCUCGGCGUGUCUGAGCGCGCCGAGUUCCACGCCAAAGGGCCCGCCGAGACCUUCCCGCGGGACCUGACCCGGGACUACAGCGGCACGGCGGACAGACGCAAGAAGGGCCUGCUCACCCUCAACGGGCCCGUCAGCACCGGCAGGGAGCAGCUGAGGACCAACGGCGUGUUCGGACACGCCGGGGGACGCAUGGUGGUGCCAAACGCCGGGGUCAGCCUGCUGGUGCCUCAAGGAGCCGUGGCUGAAAAUAUGUCCUGGGAGAUGCACAUGGUGAUCAAUCAGGGAGAGGCGAGCGUCCAAACACUGGAAGGCUGUGAAAUCCUCCUGGGCCCAGAGGUGACGUAUGGACCCCCGGUCCUGGACCUCUUCACCCCCGUGGCCAUGUCCAUCGCUCACUGCGCCGAGGUGGACACCGAGAACUGGAACAUCCAGCUCAGGAGGAAGACCCAGGACAGCAAGUGGGAGGAAGUGAUGUCGGUGGAGGAGGAGUGCACUUCCUGUUACUGCCUGAUGGACUCGUCGAGCUGCCACCUGCUUCUGGGCCGGCCGGGCUCGUACGCGCUGGUGGGCGAGCCGCUGACGCAGGCCGCCGUCAAGAGGCUGAAGCUGGCCGUGUUCGGGAGCAUGGAGGCGGGCUCCAUGAGCUACGGCCUGCGGGUGUACUGCGUGGACGACACGCCGCACGCCUUUCAGGGGGUGGUGGCCGCAGAGAAGACCAGGGGGGGUCAGCUCCUCGAGGAGCCAAAGAUGUUGCCUUUCCGAGCGAACACCUUCAGCCUCCAGGUGUCCAUCCAAGAUGUCCCUCAGUUCCUGUGGAGCAUCAAACCCUUUACCACAUGUCAGGAGUUCUCCUUCCCUCAAGUGUGGUGCAGCAACCAGCAGCCCCUGCACUGUGCCUUCUCCCUGGAGAGAUUCAGCCCUGCCACCGCCCAGCUCUCCUGCAAAAUCAGCGUGCGCCAGGUCAAAGGCCACGAGCAGAUCCUGCAGGUCUACACGGCCGUGGCCGAGACGGGAAAAGAGUCCGUUCCAUUUUUUAUGCAGACCGACUGCACCAUCACGUCUCAGACGGGGCCCAAGGCCUUCAAAAUCCCCUCCUCCAUCCGCCACAGGAUCUGUGCCACCUUCGACACUGCCAACGCCAAGGGCAAGGACUGGCAGCUCUUAGCCCAGAAGCUCCACUUGGACCGGAACCUGGCUUACUUUGCGAAGCAGCGGAGUCCGUCGGCCGUCAUACUGAACCUGUGGGAGGCUCGCCACCAGGACACGGCCGACCUCGACUCCCUCGCCAGCGCCCUCGAGGAGAUCGGCAAGAUCCACUCCAAGAGCUCCCCCAAGGACCAGGGCGAGCCGCGGCCCGGCUUCGGCCAGGCGGAAGCGGGCUGCGCGCGUGGAGCCGGCGCCCCGACCAAUCAGGCGGGAGAGGACUCGGCUCCUGAAUCGACGGGCUGAAGGGAGGGGGGGCGGGGGGGGUGAGUGACAAACUGAGGCGUAUACAUGCGAAAAGCACACACGCCGGUAUGGGACGACACACUGUGGCCGUGCACUGGGAGGUCAAGGGGUCGUGAGUGGGCGGCGCGUGGACCAAAUUCCACCAGAUGCAGAGACGGGGCGGGUACCUGCGGUGGAUCCCCCCCCCCCCGCUGAGGAAGGACUGUAAAUCUUUUUCUGCCUUGCCACUCCCUCUCCAGGUUCCUUUUUGAUGUGUUUGUUGUUUUUAAGUCAAAGCCGCCCCUUCCGUCUUGUGUUCAUCUCCCGGCGCCGAGGGUGAGUGGAGCAUUUCCCGACCUUUUGUGCACAUUUGCAGUAUUUUCUGAAUGCGCGCUAGAAGGGGUGGGACGCGCUUUUUGCCCCCACCUCCCAUUCUCUCCCAGCGGGUCCACAUUAUCACAAGUUAUCAUCUGGAAAUACGGUGACACAACUGGGGAGUCGUUGCAGUGGCAUCUGAUUCAAUGUAUUUAUUUGUUUCCCAGCACAUCUCCAUCUCAACCAAUGAAUGAGGACUUAGAAGCUACUGUUUUGACAUCCAAUACUAUAUUUUUUUCAAAAGAAGCUGCUGAUUGCUUAAAUGCUGUGAUUGUGACCUUUCAAAGCCAAGUAUCCUAAAUAGGUAUGUGUUAUAGGCUAUGGAUAAAAACAUGCUAGUGUUGUCAUGUGGCAGAGUGAGAUUUCUGUCCGUGGCAUUACAGUUAAUUACAGGAAGCGAUGAAACAUCAUUUCCCGCAACGGUAGGGAGCACAUGCCGCAUUUUCACAGUUGACCACGACGCAUCCGUCUCACAGACGUCCUAUCAGACCCAGACAGACCAGUCGGCCGCAUCCGACGGCUCACCCAAAGCACACGCAGACACACAAACACGCCGACAGAGGUCACGUGCAGACAGACGGUGAGUUUGCAUGCUGUACAACAAUAAAAUACAAAGGGUUCAUAGCAGGAGAAUGGUUAGAAGGGAACAAUGUUCUGGGUAUUUGAAGCCAGGAAUCUAAAUGGCGAAAGCCGUCUUGUGUCGACCGCCGUGGCAACGGCCAAUGAAAGCUUCGAUGGCAGGUAGUGCCGCCUGACACUCCGAGUUGAAUCGUCAUAAAGGACAGGAUGUGACAGGGCGGCAAAAUUGAUUACAGUGAAGAAAACCGUUUAGCGUUGAAACUUGAAGGGACAGUGUGUAGGAUUUGGAUGAAUGAGUAGCACUUUAUACCUGUCUGCUUGUUCCUUCCUUUCCAACAGUAACAGUAAUGUGAACCACCGGAUGCAAAUCUGUGGAAAUACGCAGUUGGCCUCACUGUAAGGCCAUCGAGACCAUGAUAGCACAGCUUUAUAAGGGUCCCGGAGGACUACGGUGGCAUCCGGGUCGAGUAAAAAAAACGGAAAGGCUCUCUUUUGAGCGGCGUACUCCGUGAAGAGAAUAGAGUUUUACACCAAUCAAAUCCUAGUUAGGAAAAGGUACACACUGGCCCUUUAAAUCAUUCUCUUGUUUUAAUCAAGCUCUAGCCCGCUAUUUGAGGACUAGUUAAAACCAGAAAACGCAUAUAAUUCACAUUGGGUUUAGAACUUUUUACAUGAAAUACAUUCAGGAACAAAGUCCUGGGUUCAUGCUGCUGAGACGUUAACAAAUUUAACCUCAGACCACAAUGGAUCUCUGUCAGAGAGAUGCAAAUUGGGAUAUUAAGGCCGCCCAAAUGAUGCAAGAACACAUGAUCUCACUUAGCCCUGGGUGCAUCUAACCAUGCAAAUAGUUUUUGAGAUAUUUGCACCUGAGAUUUCUGCCUCCACCUAUGGUGAACCAAACGUAAUUUGGACUGCUCAGUGUUGAGAGAUUACUUUAAAAUGAAUGAACAGCAGGAUGCCGUUCCAGGAUCCAUCUCGCAGUUACUCCGGAAAAGAAAAUGUGUCAAAACGUUCUGGUUCUGUAUGUAGAAAACAGUCCCCACACAUCUAAUUCCACUGUACCGUCAAGGCAGAUAUCUCAGCAUCUGAACAAAUGUGUGUUCAUUGUGUAUACGCAUCUGGUGUCCUUGAUAUGGUAGUUUCAAUACCCAAACACACGAUAGCUAGCCAGUGUAGCCUAGCACGGACGGGCGGGGAACUGUAGAAGCUGUUCAUCAAUGUUCCCUUUCUAGAAAGAGCUGACUAAUGAAUUCCACAUCUGGGACAUUAGCCCGGUCUGCUGUGCGUUCGCCCACCCAGAGUGACUAACUGAAGGGGCGGAGUUACAUCCAUGAGUCUACGUACAGUAGACAGUAAAAACACGUUUGUCCCAUCGGGCUGCGACCUGCUAAACGAAGGCCAGCCGGACGGAUGUUGUGUCUCAGUUGGGACACUUCCGGCAGUACACCUCUGCAUGGUACGCCGCGCACACACGAGGUACUCGCCUAGUGCGCGAGUUUUGACAGGGUCUUUAAGGUCUCAAAUCCAACGCGGCUCUUACACACCCGCCAGCAAGACUCUCACAAUAUUUGACCCCUUCUUUUAUGUUUCAAUGGCCAAAGCCAAUCGGAAAGGAGCGGUACCGCCAACAUUCGACCGUGAGAGUGGGCCGCCAAAAUAUCUGCCAGCUUGUUUGCUUCCUCCAAUGUACUAAAACUGAAUAAAAAUGUAUGUGAUUUUACUUUUAUUUGCUUGUGUGCGUGCCACCUGUUUCAUGUGAUGCCUUUUUUGGCCAGCCUGGGGGACCCUCCCCUUCCCACAGGGAGCCAUCAUUGCAACAAUCGAGGUGCACAGUGUUCCACACUCAGCUUUUUCAGUCAUUAUGAGGACCCCGUAAUGGUACUCGGAGUUUAAGUAAGCAAGUGUGGAAGAGAAGUAGUGAAGACACGGUCCUUCUACAAUAUGGGGGUACAUUUCACGUUAACAAAAAAGUACAAAAGUCAUUUGUUUCUGUUAAAUAAAAUCCUGAAGGACAACAUCAGAAUAGGACAAAUUCAAGCUCAAUGAAACACAGUGUGCACACAUGUUGAUUCUUAAUCAUUUAUUACUAUUCCUACUUUGUACCACAUGUACAUGGUUGUGUGUUGCGCAAAGCUGUAUAGAGGCACUGUUGGUCAAAUCUAAAAAAGCAACUAAUUACAGAGGCAGACGGAGGUGGGGGUUAAUAUGAGCAGAAAUAAGCAGGAUAUUGCCCUAUAUUAAGUCUAAGCUCUAUAUCUACUAGAAGCGUAACUGGCAAAACAUGUGUUUUGAUGUUUUCUGGUUUGCUGAAUACAAAUAAACAAAAAUAGGCAAUUUUGACCAUAAAAUACCAUUUUAUUCAAUUAUUGUUUCUUGCCAGUAUCUAAAUAUAAGAAAUUAGCUUCACUAAUCAAGGCCCCUGCAACCAUGUACAAUCAUACAGUAUGAGUAAUGUGGUAUGUGAAGCUUUGGCCUGGGGCUGUAUUCUAAAGCUUCAUUUUUAUGAAACACUUAGUUUAUGCAAUUUUUACAUUUAACCACUCCAUGACCUAUUGUGCCCACAAAUCCCCAAAAGGUGUGGACAAUGUCGGUGCUGAUACUCUCACAAAGUGGGAAAGUAUGGGAUGCUUUAACAAAACGAGAGACCAAUUCUGAUCAUGAAACUCAGCUGUUGACGUAUUUAACCUGAAUAAAGAUCGGCACUUUCUCUGCAGUCGCCUCAACAAACUCAAACCACAACUCGAUUCUUUCAAUUCUAUUUGAUUUUCUCUUGGUGUUUUUUUUUUUUUUAGGUAAAAAAAAAAGACAGCUGAUAAGAUAAGAAAGCUGCACUCUAGGUUUUUUCAAUAUGUUUCGUUUUUAUUUUUCUUCAGGAAUGAUAUCAUGACUUUGAAUACAUCACUGUAUACAUCAGACCUGACACAUCUGCACGGCUUUAUCUUGCCAUGAUAAAAAUAACUGCUUUUAUGUCUCUGCAUCAUCACUAUGCAUUUCGGCAAAUAAGUUCCAUCUUUUAAACUAUUUGAGCUGGUGUGGGAGGAAUGUGAAAGGUCCGAUUUUUUCUUCUUCUUCCCAUUAUGCUUUUUCCCCCCUUAACUGUGACUAUGAAUUUACCUUUUAGUUCCUGCAAGAAAAGAGUGUAAAAAAAUGGAAAUGUUGACUUUUGUAAUCCUUAGCAGUGGCUCAUGUUACACUAACCGCAUCCUAUCCGUGCACAUCAUGCAGCUCUCUCCCAACUGGUCGGAUACAGCCGCUUGGUGGUCAGGGAAGAGGUUGGGUCAGACGCGCCCUCAAAGAGAGAAGGCUGCUCUUUAUGUAUUGAUUGAAACUAAAAGACACAGUUGAACCAGAGUUAUGUAACUUGGGUCACCUAUAAGGUGUAGCCUACCUACCUAUGUGUUAUAUACAUUACACAUUAGUAUGCACAAAUGUAUUCAUUUCACACAAAUCUUUUCCUGAACCAAACCAAAUCGUUUUGUUGCCUAAACUACCCAAGCUGAUAUUCAUGAAAAUUAGAUCAAUAAAUGAUGGCGGUGUGACGGUAAUUUCAUCAAACAACAAUCAUGUAUUAAUCCAAGCAUUGCAUUAUAGCUGAUGGAUUAUUGGCUGAUAAUAUAAAGACUGUUUACAUCACCUUAACCUGCUACUUUCACUACACUUACAAACUAAGAUGGUACAUUUUUAGGAAUUAUUAUGUGAUAAAGUUUGAUUUAUAGAUUGGUCGUUACUUUAUUAAUUAUUAAUAAAGGAGAAGUUUUAUUGCUAAAACAGUAUUUAUACAAUACACACAGGUAAAUUAAGUAAAAAUGUUGAAUUCUUUUUAUAUAGCCCAAAAACAGGAAUUACACAUUUUCCAAAUAAGAGAGGUAAGCAGCAUAAUGAUGGAAAAAUGACAACUAACUAUAACAGCAGUAGUUAAAAGGUUAACAAUAAUAAUAAUGGCGCCAGAAAUAGAAAAGUGACUACUAAUAAUAAUAAUAUCAACAGACAGGACCACGGCAGGGACACCCACCGUCCAGAUAUAAAGACCAUCCAGGGACACCUGUGAGACCGGAAAGCACAGAGACUCUGGAGAGAAGCACAGUCAGUAAAGGGCGGCGUUUAUGUCGAGAGUAAUGUGACUAAUAAUGCCGACAGAAGUAGCACUGGGUGUCAGCAGGGCCAGGAGUGGGUACAUGACGAGUUGGGUGUGAGAGCGCUAAGCCCCUUCAUUCUGGAUGUGUGUCCGCUUUGUCCGCUGUGUCUCAUUUAAACGUGUUGGAAUCCAGUUUUUUGACCGUGAGCUCAUACACACACAUAAACAAACGUGUUCUCACUAUGUAUAAUGCUUUGGUGUAAGACUAACCCUGUUUCAUGAGAUAAAAAAGUCCACUCUCCAUGACUUUCCUCUAAAUUAGUAGGCUCCAUGCUCUUUUUUUGCAUUACGCAUGGCCUUCGGCUUCAUAUCACUAUUCUCGUGCCUUGUUUAACUACUGUAAAUUGUGAAUGUUGUAAAGUACCGAUGCGGAUGAAAAAAAAUAAAGAAAAAAUGAAUCAUAUUGACAUACAUUUAAAGGUAUUAGUUGAAAAAGUAUUUAAGAUUAUAAUAUUGAAUAGGCUGCAAAGCUUUUCUAGUGCUGAAAAUCUAUGUUUGGUAAUGCCAGGCAGCUUUGUGGUAUAUUGUAUCUAUAAUUAUGAAAAUUUGGGAUGUUUUCUGUACAGUAGAAAUUGCAAAUGUAUAUGCAGCCUUUUGGAAAAUAAAUGUACAGUUGAAAGAUCUCAA
Messenger RNA from Pungitius pungitius (ninespine stickleback), 8904 nucleotides. RefSeq names its product unc-5 netrin receptor Db (gene unc5db). Gene Ontology annotation, biological process: netrin-activated signaling pathway; axon guidance. NCBI's taxonomy places the organism in Eukaryota, Metazoa, Chordata, Actinopteri, Perciformes, Gasterosteidae. Gene Ontology annotation, cellular component: membrane. Bases 324 to 3209 code for a protein of 961 amino acids. The transcript has 17 exons. The record is from RefSeq and is a predicted model, not a curated record. Gene Ontology annotation, molecular function: protein binding; netrin receptor activity.